AUGAGUUCACUCAAGGAACCUCUCGGUCUCUUGAAGGCGCUGCUAGCCCGCAUCCCUUUGAUCCUCAAGACGAUCCUCUUACAUGGCUUUCAAAUGUCUCCUGUCAAGGGGAAACAGGACAUGCGUACCGAAUUAACAGUCGCUAUUAUUCGCUCAUUCAUGGCAAUAAAUGCUCCACUCGGUAAAACCCAGAAACAAGGAAUACGUGACCCUGGAGUCAAAGGACCUAUGUGGGUAUCCAAGGUGACCCUUCCGCAGCCCGAGAUCGAAGUGCGCGAUGCAGUACUACGCGCAAUCGAAGAUCUUAAGACAGGCGAUGAGACAUACGAUGUUCCGGAAACUAUCGCUGUCGAAGCCGAAUGGACCGGUUACCGCGGCGGAGUUGGAAAGAAAACACCAGAGCCCGAUCUCUCGGAAGAGGAGAAAUACCACAAGCUGCGCGAGGAAUCGCCAUCUGAUAUGACGAUUUUGUAUUUCCAUGGAGGUGCCUACUUUCUUUUGGAUCCUUGCAGCCAUCGUGUCCCUGUCGCACACCUGUCUCACCUAACGGGCGCCCCGGUCCUCUCCGUGCGAUAUCGCCUCGCUCCUCAAAACCCAUUUCCAGCCGCACUUGUCGACGCCUUAACAGCAUACCUCUCGCUCCUCCACCCGCCUCCAGGCUCUCUCCACAAACCCGUACCAGCCAACAAGAUCGUAUUCGCAGGCGAUUCUGCCGGCGGGAACCUCUCACUAGUCCUCCUUCAAACACUCUUGACCCUCGACCGCGCAUCGCACACAAUCCGCUUCCACGGCAAAGAUGUGCCCAUAGAACUGCCCGCAGGCGUCGCAACCAUUUCCCCGUGGUGUGACGUGACGCGCUCCAUGCCAUCUACCAGCGGUAACGCACACCUCGAUUACCUUGAGGCGCCGCUUGUGCCCUCCGACGACCCAGCUAUCAAGACUCCAUUCACCCCGCUCCCUUUCACGCCAGAUGAUAUAUGGCCCACGUCCCCACCUCGCGCUGAUGUCUACUGCAACGCCAGCAUGCUGAGUCACCCAUUGGUAUCUCCACUCGCCAUCCGAGCUGAUCUCUGGAAGAACGCACCGCCUAUCUGGAUCUCAACUGGCGAGGAAGGCCUUACAGACGAGGCUCUCGUUCUAGCGCGCCGCGUCUACCAGGCUGGUGUGCCCCUCGUUGCGGAGAUGUUCGAGGGUAUGCCGCACUGUCACGGUAUACUCAUGAUGGGCAGGCCAGCUAGUCAUCGUUUCUUCGAGAGCUUUGCUGGGUUCUGUCGUGAUGCGGUUGCCGGCCGGGUCGUGUCAACGGGGAACCUCACCUGGUUGGGCUUCAAGCUGCAGUUGAUAAAGAAGAUACCGAUCGAAAAGGCCUGUGAAACUAGUGAUGAACAGGUUGAGGCCCUUAUGCAAAAAAUCGCUGCUUGGAAGCUGGAGGGAGAGAUUGAACUACAGAAGCAAUGGCGUGCGACAGCGCGGUUGUGA
Molecule: messenger RNA, 1479 nt
Organism: Penicillium vulpinum
Lineage: Eukaryota; Fungi; Ascomycota; Eurotiomycetes; Eurotiales; Aspergillaceae
Product: Alpha/beta hydrolase fold-3
Exons: 2
Coding region: 1-1479 (492 amino acids)
Molecular function (GO): hydrolase activity
Source: RefSeq, a predicted model, not a curated record